AUGACAUUUGUUAACAGAAACGGUAUGCAGCUAAAUGCCAAAGAAUUUUUGAAUCAAGUUAAUCAUCUGAAUUCUGAUUGCAUUUCCCAUACGCUUGAAAUUGCCCUGUCAUCAACUGGUGCUGUAAUAGCUUUGACGAUUGUCCUGAUCGCAGUAUUGUAUAAAAAUCGUUGGAAGAUACGAUACUGGUACUACAUGACAAGAAGAAAACAUUUUGGAUACCAACGGCUUAAUAACGAAAAUGAGGAAGACCAGUAUAUGUAUGAUGCUUUUAUUUCUUAUGCUGAUGAGGAUGGAGAGUUUAUUCGAGAGGAUAUAAUGCCGAAACUUGAAGAAAAUGGAAUGAAACUCUGUGUUCACCAAAGAGAUUUUCUGCCCGGUAUUCCGAUCGCUGACAAUAUUGUUGAUGCGAUUCAAAACAGUAGGAAAACCUUAGUGGUUAUAUCCAGGCCAUUUAUUAAGGGAAAGUGGUGUAUGUAUGAAUUCAAUAUGGCUAGAAUGGAAACGAUGAACAAGCGCCCUGAGGCUGGUUGCUUAGUUGUUGUACUUCUGGAAGUGGUGCCAGCUAGGGAUAUGCCGCUAGAGCUUUUGGAAUGGAUCAAGGUACAUUCUUAUAUUGAAUACACCAAUGAUGUCGAAGGUGGGCUCCUGUUUUGGGACAAAUUGAUGGCAGCGGUGAGAAAUUGA
Molecule: messenger RNA, 687 nt
Organism: Mya arenaria
Lineage: Eukaryota; Metazoa; Mollusca; Bivalvia; Myida; Myidae
Product: toll-like receptor 4
Exons: 1
Coding region: 1-687 (228 amino acids)
Biological process (GO): toll-like receptor signaling pathway; immune response
Cellular component (GO): membrane
Molecular function (GO): transmembrane signaling receptor activity
Source: RefSeq, a predicted model, not a curated record